Suillus plorans is the source of this 2187-nucleotide messenger RNA. RefSeq names its product P-loop containing nucleoside triphosphate hydrolase protein. Gene Ontology annotation, biological process: protein targeting to chloroplast. Gene Ontology annotation, molecular function: GTP binding. NCBI's taxonomy places the organism in Eukaryota, Fungi, Basidiomycota, Agaricomycetes, Boletales, Suillaceae. The record is from RefSeq and is a predicted model, not a curated record. Gene Ontology annotation, cellular component: chloroplast outer membrane. The transcript is spliced from 6 exons. The coding region runs from base 84 to 1982 and encodes 632 amino acids.
CUGGCCACAAUUUUCAUUCGGUCAAUGAUGGUGUCGUUACUGGAGAAACAGGCGCUACUACCUCGACCAACUCGACCACCGAGAUGAAAAUGGUGCCGAUGUCCCCUGACGCAGUGUCGUCGUUUUCUGAGGCUGGGAGAACAUCGUCCACCGAAUCAUUUCACACCUUAGGUCAGAAUUCAGCUGGCCACAAUUUUCAUUCGGUCGAUGGUGCCAUUGCUGGAGAAACAGGCGCUACUAAAAGUUCUUCGGUCAACUCAACCACCGAAAUGAAAAUAGCGCCGACGUCCCCCGGCGCGAUGUCGUCGUGUCCCGAGGUUGGGAGAACAUCGUCCACCGAAUCCCUUCAUCCGAGUGUAGCUAGCAGAAAUUCCCAUGCGGUUGACAGUUCCCACUUUGUGAUUGUUAGAGAAACAGACACCUUUGGUACUUCUCGGACUGAAAGCUCCACCCAAGCGCGGGUGCUCCUUAAAUCAUUCACUUCCCGCACCCUUGAUCAGAGUCCAGUUCGCUGCAAACGCCUUGGACUCAAGGAAGCUUCACGUCGCAAAGACACUUGCAAUGUUGUCAUUUUUGGACAAACAGGCGCUGGUAAAAGUUCUUUGGUCAACUUGAUUACCAAGACGCAGGAAGUGCCCACUUCCUCCGAUGCCAAAGGAUGCACAAGGCAAACCACCGUGUAUGAGCAUGAUGUUGUGACUCAGAACAAGACCAUAAAGGUACAAUUGUUUGACACGGCCGGUCUUGAUGAGGACUCUGAGGGAACGGUCCCCGACAAGAAAGCUCAGAAGGAUCUCAAGAAGCUCCUUAAAACUCUUAUGGCGAAAGGGGGCAUUCAUCUUCUCGUGUACUGCGCGCAGGGCAUAAAGAACGUCUCGGCGCUCCAGCACAACUACAAGUUGAUUGACUCUGAAGUGAAGAGAGGAGUUCCUGUCGUCCUUGUCGUUGCAGGCCUGGAAGACCGAGAAGCGGAAGAGUGGUGGAGGAACAAUGUAACAUCCAUCUCAGAACUUGGGAUGAACUUUUUUGGCCACGCGUGUAUUACCACGUUGAUCAUCAACAAAGAUGAUACAGAUGAGGUCAGGCAGCGCCGCGAACAGUCAUGCCGCGCCGUCUGCAACCUUAUCGAACAGUGUUGUCCGCAGAAUGGGACGGAGGUUCACAGGGUAUCUACUAUUCCUGCAAGGAAGACUAAAAACAUCGUACUCUUUGGGGAGGCCGGUGCAGGCAAAAGCUCAGUCGUGAACCUCAUGGCAGGAGAGGAGGUAGCAAAGACAUCUCUUAGCAUACAACGCUGCACGCUUCAUUGGCAAGACUAUGUCAUCGACUUCGAAGGGGACUCUUAUAAGGUGUUCGAUACCAUUGGCAUCGAGGAAUCUGGACUUGAAAGGAAAGAGUACCUCGCAACAGUCGCAAACGCCUAUCGGUUCAUCAAGACGUUGGACGCGGAAGGCGGCGUUGACCUGCUUCUGUUCUGCGUUCGUGCCGGCCGAAUCACCGCUGCGCUUCAGAGCAAUUACAGAUUCUUUUAUGAAUUUCUCUGUGACAAGAAGGUUCCCAUUGUUGUCGCAAUCACAAACCUCGAAAGGGAGCAGACGAUGGAGGACUGGUGGGAGCGAGAACAUAGCAUCUUCGCUCGAUACCAAAUUCAUGUUACUGGCCAUGCGUGCAUAACCGCCGCUAAUGGAUUGGAAGGCAUACACCAACGACUUUAUGAACAAUCGCGUGUCACGAUCCGCAACCUUGUCAAGGAGAAUAUCGCUGUCAAGCACGAUCAUGUAUGGAGAGGAGGAAACAGAGUGUUCGUGUCGUUGGUGCAUGCGCUGAAUAUUCUUGUUAAGAAUCCGCAUGCGCUGCAGAAGAUUCUUGUACAGCAUCCGGGUAUCAGAAAGAAGAUCCUUGCCCGUCAACUGAAGCGUUGCGGUAUAUCUCGAGAAACCGCAGGUCAGUUGGCCAAUAUGAUCCAGCAAGGGGAAGUGUAGUACUUGACUUGCAUCUUCUCUUCUACUUGCAGAUCGUCCUUGAAGGAUACAUAGGCGUUUCUCAUUCCCGCUUGUACAGUAAAAUCGAUUAUUUUCUCCCAAUUUGAAUAUGAACGAAUAAUAUUGUUCGGGAUGGAGUACACUGUUUUUAGAAAUUUGCCGCCACCGACGGUGGGAAAUUCACGGCAUUCCAUCGCCUUCGAAG